GUCUUAUUAAACCAUUCCACCGUUAAUAUGCAAAAUGCUUCGUUUGCCUUUUUUAAGACGUUUAAAAUGGAACGAAUAUGUAUCUCUCUUUUUGGGAUUUUUAUUUGUUAUGUUUGAGAAAUUGCUCUCGGGCGUUGUGUUUACAAUUCAUUUCACCCUUCGACCUGCUUGGAAUAAGUUUCAUACUGAAUGGACUAAGCGAUAUCCAGAGAAGCCUGCGACUCCUUUUGUCGAGAGAGCAAGGGCUAUUCACGAUGCAGAUGAUAUUCGUCAGAUGUGUAGGAUUUCUGGAUACACUGUUGAGGAACACCUUGUAAGGACUCAAGAUGAUUACAUUCUUUGUAUUCAUAGGAUAUCAAAAGACCGCCCUGGGAAGAUAGGCAUGCCAAUUCCUAAAAGGCUGCCUGUCAUAUACUGCCAUCAUGGACUAUUAAUGAAUUCUGAAGUAUGGGCUUGUAACAUUGAUCCGGAAAACUGUUUAAUAUAUCAACUCGUAGACGAAGGAUAUGAUGUUUGGCUUGGAAAUAACAGGGGAAAUAAGUAUAGUCGACAGCAUCUUCGGUUCGACUCGACAGACAAUGACUUUUGGAAUUUUAGCAUUGAUGACUUCGCUCACUACGACAUUCCCGACACCAUUGAUUAUAUUUUGCAAACUUCUGAGCAAAAACAAUUAACUUAUAUUGGGUUUUCUCAAGGAAGUGCGCAAGCGUUUGCCGCACUAAGUGUUCAGCCUCUUUUGAAUGAAAAAGUAAACUGUUUCAUAGCAUUGGCACCAGCAAUGAGUCCAGGAGGGCUGCACAAUCAGAUUGUUGACGCCUUUGUAAAGGCAAGACCGUCUGUUUUAUUUUUUCUCUUUGGUCGGAAGUCCAUCUUGCCGUCGGCUGGUUUUUGGCAAAGUAUACUACCAAGUACUCUUUUUAAUCGCGUGUUAUCUUUUUUUCUUCUACAAUUGUUUAAUUGGAGUUGCGAUACUAUAUCGCCGUUGCAACGACAUGCAUCGUUUGCUCACUUGUAUUCGUAUACCAGCGUAAAGUGCCUUGUCCAUUGGUUUCAGAUAAUGCGCUGUGCAGAAUUCCGAAUGUAUGACAACGAUCAGAUUGCUCAUGGUUACUUUUCCAAGCACUAUAGAGCUGCCAGAUUUCCGACGAAGAAUAUUCGUACCCCAAUUUUAUUAUUUUGGGGAGAACUAGAUUCUUUGGUGGAUAUCCAACCUAUGUUAAACUCGUUGCCCCCUAUGGCAGAACAGAUUAGGAUUCCCGGAUAUGAGCAUUUGGAUAUGAUUUGGGCAGAUACGACUCAUAAAUAUGUAAAUCCUCUGGUAUUGCAGCGACUUGCUGUAAUCUAUGGUGACACGCGAUCAAAAGACAGUGCUAAAGAAAAGGCGUCCGAAUUCCAGAGCCCACAAAAUCAAAAUCAGCAAGAAAGAGAUGAGGAAUAUGAAGGGGAAAAAUCCAAAGAAGACAAAAAGGUGGAUAAGCUUGUAAGGCGGGAUAAGAAAAACAAAAAGAAAUGGGGAUGGAAGAUGAAUGAUGAGGAUUUAAUGAAAAUGUAUCGAUCAAAUGUGGAUCCUACUAUUUAAGGAAUUCCAGAUUUCCCUUUUUUCUUGUUAAACAGAAACCUCCUUCAUUGCUUUGUCCGAUGCUAGUACCUGCCUCUGUUAUGUGCUUGUUCUAUUUAUGAAUGCUUUGUCUGUUUGUGUUUAUGUAUAAUUUAAUUCUUAAUGAUAAUGGUAACAAACGGAAUCCUUUUCUUUAUUUUAACUUGAUCUUUGCGACCUGUAAAAGUAUACAUGUAUAGUACUUCAUAGACACUACGAAGAAAUCAAUGUGAUAAA
Molecule: messenger RNA, 1834 nt
Organism: Schizosaccharomyces octosporus yFS286
Lineage: Eukaryota; Fungi; Ascomycota; Schizosaccharomycetes; Schizosaccharomycetales; Schizosaccharomycetaceae
Product: triglyceride lipase-cholesterol esterase
Exons: 5
Coding region: 35-1579 (514 amino acids)
Source: RefSeq, a predicted model, not a curated record